UCGUCAGGUCGACAUACAGUCAGAUGACAAACACUGCAUCAUCAGGUAUCCUUCCUUUUUCUUUUCAUUCAAAGUCUGACGUGGAUUUAAUCGUCUUUUCCGGUCUCUCGGUGGUUUUUGUUCUGCUGAGGAGUCUGUCGUCAUGUCAGCGGCUACACAGAUAAUGGGGGCCAUUGCAGUCCCUACACAGAGUCUUUUUGGAUCGACCACUGAUUCAAACUUUACUUCCUUGUGCCCUAAUGGGUCUAAAUGGGUUUGGGAAGGGCUCGGAGAAUGUGCCCGGGAUGGCAGAGACAUGGCCAGCGUCUUCGCAGGCCUCGUGUCCAUCCUCUGCUUCAUGGUGUCUUCUCUUCCACAGUACAUCAACUCUUGUAAAACAGGGAACAUGGACAGUGCCAUUUCUAUUUGGUUCCUGGUGUUGUGGUUAGGAGGCGACUCCUGCAAUCUGGUGGGCUCCUUCUUGGCAGACCAGCUUCCACUUCAGACGUACACGGCCAUUUAUUACGUCGGAGCAGACUUGUUGAUGCUGGCCAUGUACAUUUACUACAAAAUGAAGAACAAAACGAAUGACAGCAGUACGAUCACAAAUGUUGUGGGUGUGGCAUGCAUCCUGGGCUUCACAACCAGCCUAGUCACCCUUCCCGGGUUGGGCUCCCAACAGGAACUUAUUUCUUCGGGGUUCAGGAGUCGCACGUUGCUCUCAACCAUCGACAGUAUCAAGCCGUUUACUCCUAAAGAGAUUAUCGGAUUCUCCAUCGGCUCGGUGUCGUCGGUGCUCUACCUGUUUUCCAGACUACCACAGAUGUACACUAACUACAAAAGGAAGUCGACAGAAGGGGUGUCUUACUUCCUGUUCGCUCUGGUCAUCCUGGGGAACACCUUGUACGGCAUGAGUGUCCUGCUAAAGAACCCUGAUGACGGCCAUGGAGAGAGGAGCUACCUGGUCCACCACCUGCCCUGGCUGGUCGGCAGCCUCGGCACCCUCUUCCUGGACAUCAUGAUCUCUGUCCAGUUCCUGAUGUACCGUAAACCAAAGCAGGAGGUCGACAGCGAAAGCGAUGAAAAAACGCCUCUGAUGACGAGCUGAACCAACCAACCAUGAGUGCACUAAAGGGACACGAGCAGACACUCACUUCAAGUGAACCCUCAAUCAUAAUUCAAACUAAAUCAGGAUGACCAAGUUGUACAUUUAAGCUUAAUUGUCUGAUUUUAUUUAUUGUGCUUGUUUAGUGUUUAUAAUGUGUUUUUAAACACAAAUGUACUGUGAAAGGUGAAGUUCUUCACUUGGGUUCAGCUGCAGUGAUGUGCUCAAAGUGACCUUUAAUGUUUUAAAGGUGUGUAGAGUUUCAGGUGUCAUACAUGGACCACAACACAAGAUGAAGUCCUCGAGGUUUUAGGUCACGACCUCAAACUAAAGCCAAGCCUCAAACCUGCUGGUAGGGUUAACCAGACCACACAGAGUUUGUAAUUCAUUUUAAAUUCUGUGUUUUUGAAGUUGCCAAAUAGUCUAACGGUUAUGACAAUAACCACUACGUGAAGCGCCGCGUUUACACUCUUCACAACGAUCUCAUGUAACUUGAAUCUGCUUCAGUGACGUGUCUGCAAAAUGUUUGCUAUUGUAAAUUGUAUUUAGUCCAUUUUCAAUAUACUGGAAUCAACAAGAAUGUUUUAAGCAUGUUUUCUUUUUUGGUGCACUUUAGUUAUAUAUAAAAUUAAAGUCAUUAACUUAUUUUAUUUUAAUACAGACUCUCGACCAGUUUUGUUUGCACUGGAGAUAAAACACAUUUUUCACUACAAUGCUACAUUUUUGGAUACAGUCUCAGUUUUGCACACCAAACGUUUGUUUUGUACUUUGAGAAGUAUGAAAAAUGUUCAGUUGGUCAGUGUACUGUACAGAUUAAAUAAAUAUAAAACCCA
This is a messenger RNA of Labrus bergylta (ballan wrasse), 1917 nucleotides long. It is a transcript of the gene slc66a1, whose product is annotated as solute carrier family 66 member 1. Lineage: Eukaryota; Metazoa; Chordata; Actinopteri; Labriformes; Labridae. The record is from RefSeq and is a predicted model, not a curated record. Gene Ontology annotation, cellular component: membrane.